This is a messenger RNA of Raphanus sativus (radish), 1370 nucleotides long. Its product is annotated as cytochrome c1 1, heme protein, mitochondrial. The transcript has 8 exons. Gene Ontology annotation, molecular function: electron transfer activity; heme binding. Gene Ontology annotation, biological process: mitochondrial electron transport, ubiquinol to cytochrome c. Lineage: Eukaryota; Viridiplantae; Streptophyta; Magnoliopsida; Brassicales; Brassicaceae. The coding region runs from base 160 to 1089 and encodes 309 amino acids. The record is from RefSeq and is a predicted model, not a curated record.
CCCAUAGGCCCAAUAAGGUGAAACUGUCCCCCCGUGUUUAGCAUCAGCCACUGGUGUCAUCGUGGAACACCCAUUCUCUCUCGUUUAUCGGUUUACUUCUUCGUUCCUUCCUUCCUUCCUCGAUCGUCUCUGUCGCCGAUCUCGUUGCUUCAUUCUCCGAUGGUUGGAGGAGGAGUUAUCCAGCAAAUUCUCAGGAGAAAGCUUCACUCCCAAUCAGCCGCAACUCCUGUCCUGUCGUGGUUUGCUUCGAAGAAAGUUCAUGAGGAUGCUGCUGCCUCGUCUUCUGGUGUGAGAGCACUUGCUCUCUUGGGUGCUGGAGUUACAGGGCUGUUGAGUUUCUCCACGGUUGCAUCUGCUGAUGAGGCCGAGCAUGGGUUGGCGUGUCCGGACUACCCUUGGCCUCAUGAUGGCAUUCUCAGCUCUUAUGACCACGCUUCGAUCCGUCGUGGGCAUCAAGUUUAUCAGCAAGUCUGUGCUUCUUGCCAUUCCAUGUCUCUGAUCUCGUACCGAGAUUUGGUGGGUGUUGCCUACACUGAGGAAGAGGCCAAAGCAAUGGCAGCUGAAAUCGAGGUUGUUGAUGGACCUAAUGACGAGGGUGAGAUGUUCACCCGUCCUGGCAAGCUCAGUGACCGCUUGCCUCAGCCUUAUGCUAAUGAAUCAGCUGCAAGGUUCGCUAAUGGUGGAGCGUAUCCUCCUGAUCUCAGUCUUAUCACCAAGGCACGUCACAACGGUCAAAACUACGUAUUUGCUCUUCUGACGGGUUACCGCGAUCCUCCUGCUGGCAUUUCAAUUAGAGAGGGGCUACACUACAAUCCUUAUUUCCCUGGGGGAGCAAUUGCUAUGCCGAAAAUGCUCAAUGAUGAAGCUGUUGAGUAUGAAGAUGGUGUCCCCGCCACAGAGGCUCAGAUGGGUAAAGAUGUUGUGUCAUUCUUGUCUUGGGCAGCUGAACCAGAAAUGGAAGAGAGAAAACUGAUGGGAUUUAAAUGGAUAUUCCUUCUAUCUCUUGCUCUGCUCCAGGCAGCGUACUACAGGCGACUCAAAUGGUCCGUUCUCAAGUCCCGCAAGCUGGUCCUCGACGUGGUGAACUAAAAGUAUUGCGUAGUAAGCUUUUGCAGUGGCUACACACAAGUCCUCUUCAUAUCUCCAUUUUUUCAUGUGACAUAAAAAUCUUCGAUGGGAAGGUGGAGAGACCUCAACUUCUGUUCCUUUUGAGUAUCUAUUGGGAGUUUUAUGAGGAUAAUAACGAAAAUUAAAAACGUCUGCCUCAUAAUCAAACAUGAUUUUUGAGAUUACUAUAUACAUUUCGUGUUGUUACUUCUCUCAGGCCGUUACGCCACGGUUUAUUCAAUAAAGAAUAUCAUCUGUACUCA